CGCAACUCCAUACGUUUUGAUCAGUGUGGGUUGACUAUUGUUGGUGUUAUUGCCCAUUCUAAUUGACACAUCUCUCCAUCGAUCGAGCCUUCUCUUUCCCUUUCUAUCGACGACUGACUCGUUCCUGAGUCCCAAGUUUAAACACUCCCGUUCGUUACCGUGGUUUCAGGGACCGCGCCUGACGCGCUGCUCUAAACAUUCCUACGUGCAUCAUCGACGCGGACGUGGGUCAUUGUUCGGAUUGAUGUCCAUCUAGUCGACCUUGACCUCCUAUUUUCUGCAGUGUAAACUUACACUCCUAUCAUCCCCCGGGACGUCGCGUCACCCCCGACCGACAUGUGCCACGACCACACUGCGAAUAGCUUCGCGUCUUUUGGCUCAGACUUUGACCCUCAGCACGAGGCACUUGAAUCGACCCGGGAAAUUCCCGAGAGCCCCAAUCUUCCGGAUAUGAACGGCAGUGCGCGGAAACAACACCUAGCUAUGGAGGAGGAAGAGCCCGACUACGUCUUUAACACCUCGACCAUGGAACGCGUCUUCCCCGAGUUUUCACAGAUCGGCACGUCGGAGGAGGAGAACGGCCAGGAUGACGACGACAGUAUUUCCAUCGAGGCCGGACGCGGGCCCACGAAGCCGACGCGUCGUUUGGACGACUCCCGCAACUCCUAUCCUAGCAUCGACAACAGCAUCCGGUCGUCUUCUCCGGCCAUCCGACUGGAUUAUCCCACGCAGACCCCGCCCAAGUCGGCCCUUCGUAACUCGGGGCGUCGCGCUGUCAGUGAAAAUCUUCGGAAGGACGCUCAGCUGCGGCGCGCCAGCCUCGCCCAAAAGGAAAAUCUCGACCUGCAGUCCAAGUCUAACCGCCGGGAUCAGCGACGGACGCUGUCGGAGAUGCAUGCGAAGGUCCGCGAUGCCUACGACGGCUCUUACAUACUUGACGAAAGACCGGCAGCGGUCGCCAACAGUGCACGGCCGACACGCUUUGGCAACGGGAACCUGUCCCACCAAAUCGCAGACGCGGUCGAGCGCGCGUCCCAGGACGCUUACGCGCGUGAGGUCCGGAAGGGCAAACUUCCCAAUGGGACGGGCACGCCUAUGAGAACCGGCGGGGAUACCGGCACCCAGCAGUCCUUCCUUCUUCCCGACCUUCCCAAUCUGUCCGAGCUUGUUUCGGGCGUGUACGAAGACGGCACCCCCGUUUACUCGCGCAGCAAGGCGCGAACCACGCGAUUCGUGUCUCCUCCGCAUGAUGCCACCGAAUCAUCCUUCACCCGCGAGCACAUGCCCCUUGAUGCAGUGCCCAUCCCGGAAGAUGAGAAGGCCCUCUUUGUCUCACUCAGGCUCCUUCAAGAUAAGGUGGCUGAGCUCGAACGCGGUAAGGCCGAUGCGGAACGACGCAUCGAAGAUAUGAAGCACGAGAAUGCCUCCGUUAGAGUGGGCAAGUCCCGCCAGAAGGACAAGAGCAGCCGAUCUAGGACGUAUGAGUCGGAGGAGGACGACUACAGAAGGGAGCGCAUUGCCAAAGAGAAUCAAAAGCUGGAAGCGACCAACUUGGCUUUGCAGAACAAACUCGACCUCGUUGAGCGAAAGGCCGAAAUUCAGGACGCGACUCUGAAGCGCUUGAACCGGGAGCGGGACAUGGCAGUCUCCCAGCUGGGAGUGGCGUAUCUCGAAUCGCAGGAUCUCAAGAGUGACAAUGAGACUCUCCGCCGGGAGAAUGCGGAGCUACGAGCCGCGCUCGAAAAGCUCGGUUUCUCCGUCAAGAACCGUGAAGUUACCCUUCAGUCGGAGCAGACCUCUGCCAGUGAGGACAGCGGAGACAGCCAGGUCGAUACCCGACAGAGUGCCAAUGUCAGUCGCACCACGAAAGAGCUUACGUCCAAGAGCCGCUCGCGUUCUAAGAGUGGACGGCGCGAGGAAUCUCGCCGAGUUUCCAACCAGGUUGACAAGGAGAUCUCGCGGCUGGAGAAGGAGCGGGCGGAGGAAGCCCUCUUCUCCAUCGACGUGCCUCGCUCUAGGGAGGCUACGAGGACUGACAAGUCCGAGACUCGUCGCUCGAAGAAGCAGUCCAACACUGGCAAACAGCGCGUCAAGCGCGUUGUCGUCGAGGAGGUGGACAUCACUGACCCUGUCGAGUCUACGGGCGAAGCGACUGGAAACACCAAGAAGUCUGGAGCGGAUCGUGACCUCACGUUAUUGAGCUUUGUUGAUGAGCGUGAAAUUGCGCAGUUGCGAAAGACACUGGAGGAGGAGCGCCUUUCUCGGAAGAAGCGCCAGUCCAUCACGAUCAAAGACCCCACUGAGAAUGACACGGAGCGCUCCAAGGUCUCGCGGCCCGUCCCGCGCAAGUCGUCCCUGAAGGAAAGCAAAAGCGUUCCCGCCAGGCCCACCUCCGCCAUGGGCGAUUUGACGACGACCUCCAAGGUCAGCGUCUCGGAGAGCAACCUGUCGGUUCCCAUUGAGAGGCCUAGACGCCACUCGGACCACGCGGCGACCCCCCGCCGGCGUCAGCGCAUCGCCGACGAUGUGACGUCGGCGUUCAUUCUGCCCGACAUCACCUUGCACGGCGCCCACCUGGCUGCUGAGAACCCCGGGCAUCUUCCCGAGGCGGCCCAGCGGGCGCUGGAUGGCGCCACGCGGCACGUGGGGAAGAACUGCACGGUCUGCAAGCGGACUGAUUCUUGUGACCACACCCAGAGCUCCGUCAAGGUUCCCAAGCCGGUUCCAGUGUCUGAGCGCAUGCCGGAGCCAUCCCUGUACAACCCAGAACCGACCAUCCGGCCCUCGCAGCCUCCAUCCGUUGCUCUCGCAACCGUUCUGAAGUCGCUAGAAGACGAGCUGUCCCAUCUGAAGAUGCAACUGAUCACCUACCAGGGUGCGUACAACAAGCUAGACGCGUCCCUAAGCAAGCGCCAGCGGAAGACCCUCGGCGAGAAGCUCGAAAAGCUGCUCAAAGACAUCGACAUGAAGUCGGACCAGAUCUACGCGCUGUACGAUGUCCUCGAGGGCCAGAAGGACAACCUGCAGGAGAUGACCGAGCAGGAGAUGGAGGUGACGCUCCAGUCGAUCGGUAUCGACCCGGGACGCGCCGCGGACGUCACAGGCACGACGGAUAAGUCGUCUGUCCGGCCGACGGAGGAUGACGAUGAUGAGGAGCUGCCGUGGGAGGGAAUUGAGAGCACUAUUGAUACGACUGGGCGCAGCCGUCAUAAUUGACCAUCUCUUUCGAUUGGUAUCUGAUGGAGUGGUCCGUGUAUGUCCUGAUUACGUUUGUGUUCUUGGUCGAUGUUUACUGGCAUGGAUAAUGGAUGUGGAGACUGUUGAGAUGACUCGUUCCUUGAGGUUGGCUGUGUUGAUUAACCGUAUGGACUAUCCGCGGCUUUGAUCUCGUUCCGAGGGUCUUUUAUCUGUCGUCCAUGAGUUGGUGUAUUCUCGUCACGGAGGUCUAUCAUACUGUCGUGCCGUUAGUUGGUGUUGUAUUGGCUUUGAUCAAGUUGUGGGGGUCGUUUUAACCCUGUGGUACCAUGAGUUAGUUGGUGUUUAUUUGCCCCUUGCUGGGUUGGCGUUGAUGGUCGCAUUGUAUAUUAGCAUUGUUGUUGGUUUAUGGCAUUGAUUCUAUCAC
This is a messenger RNA of Aspergillus candidus, 3622 nucleotides long. RefSeq lists its product as uncharacterized. The transcript is spliced from 3 exons. Gene Ontology annotation, molecular function: microtubule binding. Bases 337 to 3216 code for a protein of 959 amino acids. The record is from RefSeq and is a predicted model, not a curated record. Lineage: Eukaryota; Fungi; Ascomycota; Eurotiomycetes; Eurotiales; Aspergillaceae.